Etheostoma cragini (Arkansas darter) is the source of this 1271-nucleotide messenger RNA. RefSeq lists its product as uncharacterized. NCBI's taxonomy places the organism in Eukaryota, Metazoa, Chordata, Actinopteri, Perciformes, Percidae. The transcript is spliced from 7 exons. The record is from RefSeq and is a predicted model, not a curated record. Gene Ontology annotation, molecular function: protein binding. Bases 77 to 1138 code for a protein of 353 amino acids.
CACCUACAGUGCAGUGCAGGCUUUAGCUAAGACCAUCACAGCCUUGCUCACUUGAUCCAGAGGUCACCAAGUUGUCAUGGAGACACCAGGUGUAACCACUGUGGGCUUGGGGUUGUGUGUUGUGCUGCUGAUCACUGGGUCGACUGGGUCAGUCUGUUACCCCGCAGUGGAAUCACUGGACUUAGGAUGCCUCCUGCGGUGGGAUUGUCCCCAUGCCAGUCCUAACACCACCUUUACCGUGCAGACAAAGACACAGGGAGGCCCCUGGCAGGACGUACCCUGGUGUGUUUGGGUCCCGUCCCGCAGCUGUGACGUCUCGCAGGCCUUCUCAAACUUUGAGCUGUACAACAUGAUUCGUCUGGGCGUCCACCUCAGCCCCAACUCCACCAUCUGGAUGAAGCCACGCAAGUUCGACUACAGUGACUUCACCUUCAGCCCUCCCUCUGUCUCAGCCUCUUUGAAAGAUGACCAAGUGUUGGUGAAGGUGCAGUACCCCUGUGCUGCCAACAAGAGGUGCUCCCCGGGGAGGUGCUGUCCCAUUUCUGAACUAAUUGACCCCUGGACCACAGUGACUGUAUACAACGAGCUCAAUCACUCUGAGCACCAGAGCCGUACUGUUUGGACCCAGGAGGUGGUGUCCCAUGUGGAGUUCUCAGGCUUGGCUCCGGGUCAGAACUACUGUGCUGUGGCCAACUAUUCCUUCCCGACCUUCUCCAUUGCUGCUUCCCCAAAAUCUGCUCCUCAGUGUUUCGCGAUUGUUUCCAAAUCAGGCCUGCUGCCUGCGUUGUGUCUAGGAACAGGGCUGUUUUCUCUGCUCCUUGUUCCACUUCUAACUGUGUUCCUGAGAAGACUCAGACAAGCUGCGCCAACCACUGAAAAUCAACCCAAGACUCCGGCAUCUGUUCACGAUCCAGUCUCUUUGGUCCCUCUUUCACCGGUCCCUGUCCCUGUCGACCCUUGUCACAUCCACCUGGAAUUCACAGACGAUCAAAAGUCCAUUGAUUCCUCCUCCAUCCAGGACCAGACUUCGACACACACCACUGAUCCUCUCCGUCACGACCCCAGCUCAGGUGCAGCGUACUGGGACAGCAGCGGGAAGAAGCUGGUAUCAGCCUCCCACCUGUGCCUCACCCUAUGAGGAAACAGGGACAAAUGGAGACUGAAAGGAUAAAAGACAGAGAGCCAUCUUACUGCGAGUGUUGCUCUACAAAGUUUGCAUCAGCGGGGGUCUGUAGGAGUCUGAGGUUUGAAAUAGAAGAGGGAGUUACACU